This is a messenger RNA of Soboliphyme baturini, 396 nucleotides long. NCBI's taxonomy places the organism in Eukaryota, Metazoa, Nematoda, Enoplea, Dioctophymatida, Soboliphymatidae. The record is from the annotation of a GenBank genome assembly.
AUGACAAUAAUGAUUUACAGGGCUGGUCCUCAGGUGGUGCUACUGCUGGUGAUUUUUUCCCUUUCCCUCUCCGGUCUUGUACUUCUUUACUUGAACUGUCCUCCGCUCAAUGCCAGUGAAAAGCAGUACCUACGGCUACCGCGGUGUUUGCAUGAGGCGAAGUUGCUCGGUCACGUGUUAGUAAAGUACCGAACUGACCAUUUCUACGUUGUUUACGGCGGCAUGUUCCUUACCUACAUAUUCCUGCAGUCAUUCGCCAUUCCCGGUUCCAUAUUUCUGAGCGUUCUGUCCGGUUAUUUAUUUUCAUUUCUGAGCGCUCUCCUGCUUAUUUGUACGGUAAGACAAGGCGAUGACGACUUGGCCAUUUUCUUUACUUCAUGCGUCAUGCUCAUUUAG